Molecule: messenger RNA, 3584 nt
Organism: Cercospora beticola
Lineage: Eukaryota; Fungi; Ascomycota; Dothideomycetes; Mycosphaerellales; Mycosphaerellaceae
Product: TMEM198/TM7SF3 family protein
Source: RefSeq, a predicted model, not a curated record
CGCGUACUCUUUUCCAUAUUCUUCAUCACACAAUUUCAACAGCGGUUUCAGACGUUUCUCCCUACCGGACGGCCUGUACCGACCACUGGCGACCGAACCACCUUUCGGCACGAUCGUUUUGCUGUUGAUAUCUAGCUCCGAGGGUCACAGCGAGUGAUGCAGGAAGCGUAGAUAACUGAACCACUGCCACCUGCUUGCGAGAUCAGACGCCCAUCAUGCGGCUCCCUCUCGCAACGGUCACGCUCUUGUUCGCAUUGUCAUGCGCCGAAGAGCUUGGCGCCAGACCUCGACUGCGGGUUCGACAGGACACUACAGCUACCGCGACAGACAUUCAGGCCAGCACGACCGUGGAAGACAGCUCACGAACGCCGGAACCGACGCAAUCUAAAGAGACAGGCAAGAAUGGAGAUGACGCCCCCACGACGACGUCUGAAGACACGGAAGUCGGCGAUGCGACCUCUGUGAUCACCGCUCGACCAAUUGAGACGUCCUUGACUACGAGCAAUGCGAACCUCACUUACGCCAAUGGAACCGACAUCGAUCCGAACGACCUUCCGAUACAACCAGAACUUACUCCUGCCCUAGGUGUCGCCGGAGCCAUCCUCAUGUCAGCUGGUCUGGGCCUUGGGUUCGUGGGUAUCAAACACAGACCCACGCAGACGUUCCUCAGCACAUCACUGCUCAUUGCGCUUGGCAUCGAAGUCCUGAUCGUAUACCUCAUGAGUCCUCCUAUCUCCAAAGCCAUACAGGGUGCUUAUCUCAUUGCUGGCGUAGUCGGCGGCUCAGCCCUGGGAGCUCUGGCGCUCAUAUUCAAGGAAGUCUCCGAGGGCUUUGGAUGUCUUCUUGGAGGCUUCUCCCUGGCCAUGUGGCUUCUAGUUCUGUCGCCCGGAGGCCUCAUUAAGAACAAGCCUGGCAAGAUUAUCUUGAUUGGACUUUUCUGCGCCGGGUCAUUCUCGUUAUACAUCAGUCGCUUCACGAGAGUGUACGGUAUCAUAGCAUGCACUUCAUUCGCUGGUGCUUAUGCUUUCAUCCUUGGGAUCGAUUGCUUCAGCAGGGCUGGGCUCAAAGAGUUUUGGGUGUACAUCUGGGAUAUUAACCCAGACGUCUUCCCUCCGUUCGUUGAUUCAUACCCCAUCACCCGCGACAUGCGGGCUGAAAUUGGAGCUGUGAUCGUGAUAACCUGCUUCGGUGUGCUUUCUCAAAUCAAGAUUUGGAAGAUCGUAAAGGAGCAAAAGGCCAAGCGCGAAGCCGAUCGCUUAGCAGAGCAAGAAGCUCGAGAUGUCGAAGAGGCUGAAGUGGGCCGCGACAUUGAAGCGCAGGUCGCUCGAGAACGUGGAGAUUGGGAAGGCCAGUACGAGGGCAAGAAGACCGCCGAAGCUCGCGUUGAUUCGGUGGCUACAAGCGAGAAGGAUCUCGACAUCGAUGGCAAUGAGGUUCCACCUCGGACAGUCGAGAAGCGACUUUCUUCGGCACGAAUUCCCUCAUUGAUGACACGCAAGUCGGCUGCAAGCCUGGACCGGUUGUCAGCCAGCAACAAAAGGUCGUCAACGGCGCCCAGUCUGCCGCCUCUGGAGUUUGACUCGGAGCAUCCUGUACCUGCCACAUCCCCAAUGCAAUCCCCACUUGCUUCAUCGGCUGGUACGCCGGGUCUAGGAAUAAGCCAUGCCGGAAGUCGUGAAAGCAGUAACCUGGAUGUGCCAAGCAGUGAACGACGGACUCGCGAAGUUCGUCCUUUGUCGAUGGCCUCUUUAUCUGCACACCAUGCCAUGCAAGAAACCGAAACUCCAUUCGAAGUCCAAGAAGACGAUGUUGCUUCUUCGAUCGCAGCCACGGCCGCAGAGGCACCGGAUAUGGACGCUCUGUCCGUUCGACUGUCACGACCAGCAUCACUAUACAUGACCUGGUCGAACACAACGACACCAAUGCAACAACAAGAACCCUUCCUGGAGGAUGAGGACGACGAAGCAUUAUGUCUGCACCGCAAGAGUACGCGUGGCUCACGACGAGGUUCUAGCCCGAGGAUACCUACUACUCCCCAUAGUGCACGCACCGGGGAAGGGUCAUACUUUGCCGGUGCCACGAUUCCCAAGGCAGAGUCCCAAGAAUAUCUGAAAGACCGACUCCCAAAGAAGCUGUCUAGGGCCGCUUCUACAUACAGAACAAACGAAUGGGCGAAGGAAGUCAGUCGGGCUGAGCCGGUCCCCCUCGAGGAGGUCGAAGAGCACACAAGUGAUGCUGUGCAAGUGGAGAUGGCAGAUGCAGCGACUGCUGCAAGAGCGGAAGAGAACAACGCAGCUCCACCGCCACCUGCACCGAAGCCCGAGCCCAUCGCAAAGGUCACGCCGAAGGCAGAUGUCAUCGAUGCAGCAAGUAAGCGUCUAAGUGUCGUGGCUUCGGCUAACACUCGUGUGCCGCAGCGUGAGGACGACGACUGGGAUCUCCCACUGGCAAAGAGACUCAGUGGCAUGAGCAGUACUACAGCACUAAACAACCUGUCUCCUCCGGCGAGGGCUCCCUCGCGGAACGCCUCGAUACUCAAUCUCGCCGGUCAACGUCCGUCGUCGCCUGCUAUACCUACUCGACCCGACACCAGUAAUGGACCGCAGUCUGCGAAGCGCUGGUCGCUUGGGCCGAGACACAGAUCCAGCACUACAAAUCUUCUUGAUGCCAGGCAAGACCGUCUGGACGCACGCUUGACCACUACUUCCUUCAUGACGGCAAACCCGCAAGCGCCUCCGGGCACCGCAUCAACCUCUUCAGAUCACACUUCAAAGGGCGGGUCGCAACCCAACACAAGCUCAAACACUUCGAUCUCCGACACUGUCAGGGCCGCGGGGAAUGAAAUUGACGAAGAAGAUAUGACUCUUGCCGAACGCAAGGCUCACGUUAAACGCCAGUCUUCUCUGGCACAAUAUAACGCGUCCGCGGCAGACCUCACGCAACAUCGCCGCUUAUCCGUAAUGGCUGAAGUUCCAGCGAACCCGUGGCGCUCAUCGCUGGCUUUGCCGACAACUAACCGGAGAAUGUCCAAUCCCAUCUAUGACUCCCAUCAGCCACAAGGAUACAGCAAUCAUGACGCCAGCAAACAAGCGAUGAACUGGAGCCAAUGGCGCAACUCAGCUGUUCAAGUCGAUCAGCAACGCGCGCCCGUGGUUACCACAGAGAAUCAAAUGGAUAUGCUGCGCGCAGCAAGAAUGCAGGCCGAAGUGGAGAAGAAGAUGAGAGACGAUCACAAGCGCCAGAUGCAGGCGCAAAUGGACCAGCACAUGCGGAUGGGCGGCAUGAACGAUGCCCACCAAGCCGCCCUCCUGCGAAUGCAAAGCCGAGUCAAGGAGUAGUCGAAACGACUUGUAAUGAUAUGUGGCGCAUGCGGCCAUGGCGAAGAAGAGAUGGAGCCUCAAAGGCGCAUAUUGAGAGAACCGAGACUCGCGAUUUGGCGGUCAUAUACGCUCACUGACGAAACACACAAUGUUUACAGUAAUACAGAAGAAAAAUUUCCUUUUCGAGAUGAAGAGGAGGCUAUUUUGCAUGCCGAAACAAGGUUAUGCCAGAAAUAUGAUACCCAAGUACCAAAAGCGGGUCUA